CUGACCAGUUGCGGUCACACUGAUUCGGUUUGACUCUUGGCGGCGUAGUUUUGUUUAUUUUAUUUAUUGCGUGUUCUGUAAAGUUUUGUAAGCCUUUUUUUUAGUAGUGUGUUUACAUCCAUGAAUUUCAACGAUGGCGACUUCAAGGAUCUGCGCUCCAAGCUGGACAUUAUGGGCUUCACGCAGACGCUGCCUGUGCUGGCCAUUCCGCUCGUCCAGGCGAUCUUUGGGGAUUUGAUCAAGACGACGGAAUGUCUGCGGGACACCAAAAAGCAGGUUGCGUCGUUGCUGGAGGACAAGACCUGUUGGGAGCUGGGCGUUGAGCCCUACAAAUGCGACAAUGCCCGCCUGCUGGCCGAGUGCAACGAACUCCAUUUGCAGUUUCUGCGGGACCGGGAGGACUACGAGCUGCGCCUGUGCGAAUCCCAGCGCAAGAUACGGAACCUGGAGACGGACAGGGAGCACUUGCAGAGCCACAAUGUGGGGCUUCAACAUCAACUGGAUGCCUUGCUCUCCAAGCAAAUGGUUUCAUCAACCGCAGCCAAGAGAACGCAGAUAGGAGUUAAUCGUCAAGCCAAAAAACCAUUUAUAACCACCGUUCGUUCUGGCAAUGUUUUGCCCUCUGUUCUGGGCAGCAGCUCCUCCGCUGCUUUGAAAUGCACCAAAUGCAAUGCUGGUGUCUUCCAAAAGACCACCACCACUGGCAAGGAUGGUGGAGUGACAGUCACCCAGACCAGCGGCCAAGAGGAGCUGGACAAGAUCCAAAACGAUCUCAUUUCCGCCGGCGAGCAACUGGAGUUUUACAAGCGCAAAGUGGAGGCCAGGAAUCGGGAAAUACGUCGCCUGAAUGAUAUGUUAACCGGUGGACGACCUCCAGCAGCUUUGGCCAAGGAUUGCUGUUACAAGGAUGUGGGUGCUCUUUCCCAAGAUAUCGACCUGCUGCAGCGGGAGAAGAGCGAACUGAUGCUGCAGGUGCGCGAUUUCCAGGACAAAAUGCACGAUGCCAUGCAAAAGGCAUUGGGAUCCGAGGAGGAAAAGCGCAAGCUGCAAACCCAACUGGAAGAACUCAAGGAGGCUGCCCUGCAGGUGGAGGAGCAGGCCAAUACAGAGAUAGAAGCCAGAGAGCAGGAAAUCAGGCAGUUGCAACAGGAUUUGAAGCACCUGCAAAGGGGCAAGCAUAACCGACUGGCUGGAGGUACCGCCUCCAACCAAGCAAGUGACAAGCAUAAUCUCAACGAGCGUCUGAAUCUGCUGACACGCCGCGAGGAGGAACUGGAGGCCACCAAUGAGAAGCACAAGAAAAAGAUCAACAAAAUGCAGGCCAAGAUUCAGGAGCUGGAAAAGGAGCUAAAGGAAUAUAACCAACAUAACCCAGUCAUGCUGGAUGAGGAGAAGAUUCGCCUUGCAUCGGAGCGUGAUUUCUUCCAGAAGGAAUACCUGCGCCUGAUGAGCAAAUCCGGUUCCGAGACGGAGAUAGCCUUCUUGCAUGCCCAAAUCAAGUCCAAGGAUGAAGAGCUCAAAGCUCUUCGAUUUGAGCUCUUCCCCAACAGUUGCAAAUUGCAGUUUUCGCCUCAAAAGAGUGUCCAGUACGAGACUCUGCCCCGAGUUACAGUUUCCUCCUCUUCCGAAUCCACUCGUCCCUCCACAGCCAAUACCAAUCAAAGUGAAUGCGUUCAGGCUGCCAUUUGUAGGGCAGAGCGAGAGCGGGAUUGUGCUAGAACCGAGCUGGAACGUGUGCGCUGCGAACGGGAUGGCCUGAGGGAGAAGCAACUGUCCACUGUUCAGCUCCAUGCCGAAGAGCUCAAUGCUCUGCGCAUGCGCAACGAAGAGCUAAACGAUCGAUUGAGGCAACUGGAGCGGGAUAAAAGGGAUCUGAACUCGGCACGCAUUCCCGCUGAAACCAAUCUGGCGCUGCUCAAGGAGGAUCUGGUUCAGAUGCGUCAACGGGUGACCUCCCUGCAAGCAGAGAUUGAGCAGCUAAAGGAGGAGAACAGUCAAGUCAGCUUGCUUAAUGAGCAAAAUGAUCGCAUUAUAACCGAGUUGCAGAGCAAGCUUUUGGUGGCCGAACGUCAGCGUCAGUCGGCGGAUGUGCGAGCCAGCACCUUGGAUUCCAGUCGGGAGUCCAAUCGCAAUGAGGUCACCCAGCUCCGGACUGAUAUUGGAGUUUUGCGGCAGACCUUUAUAUCACUAGAACAUGAAAAGGAUACACUUUUGCAUCAAUUGGACAGCAAAACAGAAAGGACUUAUAAGCUGGAAUACGAGCUAAAGGAUUGCCAGGAGAAACGCAAUUCCCUCGAGCAAAAUGUUAGGGAGCUAGAGGAACAAGUGCGCAAGCUGACCAGCAGGAACCGGCAGCGAGACUCAGAACUGACGGAGACCUCCACGGAAAGUAAAACGCUGCGCCAGCAGAUUGUGGCACUCAAAGCCAGCCGCGAUGAGGCAAUCGCGGAGAAUGGCCGGCUGAUGGACAAGCUGAGCGACGCCCAGGUGGAGGCCAGGACGUUGCACAAGAAGCUGAAGGAUUCAGAGCAGCAGGUGGCCAACAUGAAGCAGCAGCUACACAAAUACGUCCAGGAGGUGAAAAAGGCCGAGGAUCUGCUUACCCAGAAGGUGCCUUCUAAAUUAAAGGAAAAGGAGCGCGACGAGCUGCUGGAUCACUACCACUGCCUCAGUCAGGACCAAGUGGCCCUCGAGGGCAACAAUCAGAGUCUGGAGUGCGAGGCAGCCGAGUUCCGGCGACAGAUCUGCGACCUGGAGUGCGAGGUGCGCAGCCUGAAGGAUCAACUGCAGUGCCGACAGUGUGCUCUUGACGAGAUUGAGGUGCAGCUGGCCGCCGAACGACAAACGACGCGUUGCCUGCAGCGAGAGCUAGAAAAUGCUCGCGAUGAUCUGCGUGUUCAAAAGGUUAAUCUCGAGGCGCGCCAAGAGCUGUGCGACAAACUCGAUGUGGAGAAGGACAAGCUCAAUGCCGAGCUCAGCGAAGUCAACGAAAUGCGUAAAAAGCUGGAAAGGCAGUGCGAAAAGCUGCGCGAUGAACUGCAGCAGUCGAAGGCUGUCAAAAAGGUCACCACCGAAACCACUGACCAAAUGAUGGAUCGCUUGCACAGUGACCAACAGCGUCAGGCUGAUGCUGGAAUAAGAUCGAAAAAUGAAAUGGAUCGUCUGCAGCGUCUUUACCAAGAGACUUUGCGUGAAUUGCAAGAAGAACGCGAACGCUGUAGACAACAAGAGGACCUGGCCAAUCAGUAUGAAGAACAGGCCCGCGAUUUGCGACGAAAUCUCACCGAGGAUCGCUUUACGCGGGCAAGGACGCGUGCUGUGAGUCCCAGGAUUCCCUCAAAGACACUUUAAACUUAUUAGAUGUACUUAUGUUUUUAUAUUUUAACUCAAAUUUAACGUUUGGCUGGACAGACUGUCGAAAUAUUGUACAAAACAAAUAUAUAAAUAUUUUUAAAAACUCAAA
This is a messenger RNA of Drosophila kikkawai, 3463 nucleotides long. It is a transcript of the gene Cep135, whose product is annotated as Centrosomal protein 135kDa. NCBI's taxonomy places the organism in Eukaryota, Metazoa, Arthropoda, Insecta, Diptera, Drosophilidae. The record is from RefSeq and is a predicted model, not a curated record.